Molecule: messenger RNA, 2437 nt
Organism: Daldinia vernicosa
Lineage: Eukaryota; Fungi; Ascomycota; Sordariomycetes; Xylariales; Hypoxylaceae
Exons: 2
Coding region: 182-2254 (690 amino acids)
Source: RefSeq, a predicted model, not a curated record
AGAUAGCCGCAAGAUCCCUGAAUGAUGGGUUCUGUCGCCGAGCACUACUUCUAUGAGGAGAUGGACUGUCCGUAAUUCUAGGCUUGUGACCAUAAUCGGGCUCUUGUGAUAGGCAACUCAAGCCUUAGCCUCUCUAACCCCAACGCGAAAGCUCAAAAAGUCACUAUCGUGAGCGCACUCAAUGUCCAUGUCUUCUCAUCGGCUCAUAUCGGUGCCUUCACGGCGUCGCCUACGCCGGCCCGAAACCCCACCACCGGCAUAUUCAGAAUACGACAUGCACGAAAUGUCCCAGCUAGCUGUUGUCUAUGAUCAAGAUAUCCGGGGCACAUUAGAGCUGGAGUACCACGCACCGGGUAUACCACCGCAAUCUACCGCAACUACCGCAACCGGUCCCCGUUGUCAAUCCACUUUCUGUUAUAGGGCCGUAACGGGGACGAGCCACUACUGCCGAAAGCAUACAUGUAAUGUAGCUGGCUGUGCUGGCCGUAGAGAAAAGGGGCAUGGCAAGCGCUAUUGUACAGUACACGAGUGUUUCUGGCGAGGAUGCCACGGCUCUAAAGCCGGACGUUCGAAUUAUUGCGACCAGCAUACUUGUCAACUAGAAGGUUGCCACGAACCAAGUCCAGAGGAAUACUAUCGUUACUGCAACGUCCAUACUUGUCGCGUCCAGCGCUGUGCCGGCCGGCGCGAAUCUCCCUCGAAGUACUGUUCCAAGCACAGAUGCCACGCCGACCACUGUUCUCGCGCGUUUUCAAAAUCAAGCGAGUUCUGUAUGGAUCAUAGAUGCGAAGUAGACCGAUGCGGCGCGGCGCGGCGCGACGGUAGCAAUCUCUGCGGCCGUCACGAGUGUUCAGUCGAAGAUUGCAGCGGGAGGAGGUUUGAGAAGAGCCAAUUCUGCGGUGCGCAUAAGUGCGUUACUAAGGGAUGCGCGGAUCUUCAGAUUGAAGGGUUUCGCCAUUGCGCGCAGCACAAGUGCCGUUCGUGUGAGAGGCCUUGCAUCCCCGAGAGUGGCUUCUGUCGUCGACAUAAGUGUCGGGAGCCGAGAUGUCCACAAUCUCGGGCGAGCGGCACGACAUGGUGUCUUCGGCACGUCUGUCAAUGGGUUGGAUGUGCCGAGCCUGCGUUCCAACGCAACGGAUACUGUGGUGAUCAUACCUGCUCUGUAGGUGAUUGCACCGAGGGCGUAGUCCAAGGGGAGAACGCCAUCGGCUUUUGCUGUCGCAAUCAUACUUGUGCAGAGCAGGGCUGCCUUCAGGAGAUUUCAAGAGUCGCGUACUGUGCCGAACACGAAUGCCCACGACGCACAUGUCUUAACUCUCGGUUCUGGGGUGAUGAACAGGACGAGAAAGAGCACGAAUGUUGCAGGAAUCAUACAUGUGCUCAGGAAACCUGCUACUCCCCUACGAUGCGUAACAGGGCGUUUUGCGAACAGCAUGUAUGUUCCUAUACCGGGGGUUGCAUGUCGCCUAAACUUCCGAACCUCGGAUGCUGUGAAGCACAUAGAUGUAACCAGGGCUCAUGUCGAAACCCCUGCGUCCCAGGUAGUUCAUUCUGCAACAACCACGUCUGUGCUUGGGAGACGGGGUGUUUGCGCGGUCGUGGUGGUCAAAACCAGAUUUACUGCGAAUCCCACACAUGCACGGAACGAAGUUGCCAUGAGAGAUGUAAAGGGUCGCAUGGCCUUUGCUCUUCGCAUGCGUGUCGAUGGAACCCGUCGUGUGUGAACGCACCCUUACACUCUGGUGAAUAUUGUCAGCGUCAUUCGUGUACCAAGAACGGAUGUACGAGGGCAAGUUUGGUUGAGGAGAGUCUAUGCCGCCAUCACGCUUGCUCGUGGAAUUCGUCCGUCUGCCUCAAGCCUCGUUGGAAGAGAAGUAGCUACUGCGAAGACCAUACCUGCGGAGAGAUGGGCUGUGGCUUUUCUAGAGUUCCGGGCGGUUCAUAUUGCUCUGACCAUUCCUGCCAGGCAUCGAAGUCUUGCACCGGACAGGCGGAAGUGGGAAGCGACUAUUGCAUCGAGCACAAGUGUGGCAGGCCGAAUUGUAGGUUAAAGAGUACAGGGGGUACACAGUUUUGCAAGAACCAUAAAUCCUUAUAUCGCCCAGUAGGGACUCAUGAACUGAAAAGCCUACAGAGUUUUCGGUCUCGCGCAGGAUACGAUGCAAUCGACCCCAUACUCGCAGCAUCGCUUACACAUGUCGGCUCGCCAAGGAAGUUUCCGAAAAGUCUUCCUAGGCAGCGCCAAUGGGCGUGAGGUACCUAGUAAUUGAGGUUCGUAGUGACUGGCUUUCUUGAAUGCUGAAAUGACUAGACUGUACCUACCUAACUCAUAUGAAACCAUAGGCAGAUUGGGUUGGCACCGGUACUUGCUACGAGAUAUUGAUUGUAUGAUUUGUUUUAUGAGGUAUAUGGCAACACUAUAGAAUUAACAUGGGGG